AUGGGAUUUAUAGUAGAAAGGGAUGCGGAACCCAAAGAUUUAGAAAAAGUUCAGGCUCAUCAAGUGAUAAAUAAUGAAGAGGAGUGUUCAUGUGGGAGGAACAAAGGAUGUGUGACUUUGGACCCAGAUACAGCCCACCCCUUCCUAGUCUUAUCUAAGGACCUGAGAAGUGUGGGAUUCGGAGACACACCAAAGAGUGUGCCUGACACCCCAGGGAUAUUCAACUUCAGUACUUCCAUGUUGGGUGCAGAGAGCUUCAACUCUGGGAGGCAUUAUUGGGAGGUGUCCGUGGGACAGGCCACACAGUGGCAGUGGGGCAUAUGUGACUGUACGGAGAAAGAGAACAGCAUGCCUGGGGCUUCUGGAGAUAAAGUCGUGCUCAUGGGCUGUAUGAUGGGGGAUGAGUACACCUUCUGGAUCUUUCCUCCCUUAAGAAAGCUCUGCCUGAAAAAGCGAAUGUACAAAGUUGUAGUCUUCCUCGACUUUGGUUAUAAGCAGGUAUCAUUUUACGACGUGACAGAGGGAUCCCUCAUUUAUAGUUUCACUGACCUUACCUUUCGAGGAGCAGUUAAACCUGUAUUUUCUCUUUGUGUUCCAAAUGGAAACAAGAGUUCAAAUUCUCUUACUCUCAGUUUCCCUCAAACUCAUUCCUGA
Psammomys obesus (fat sand rat) is the source of this 654-nucleotide messenger RNA. RefSeq names its product probable E3 ubiquitin-protein ligase TRIML2. The coding region runs from base 1 to 654 and encodes 217 amino acids. The transcript has 2 exons. The record is from RefSeq and is a predicted model, not a curated record. Gene Ontology annotation, molecular function: protein binding. NCBI's taxonomy places the organism in Eukaryota, Metazoa, Chordata, Mammalia, Rodentia, Muridae.